Molecule: messenger RNA, 2404 nt
Organism: Eruca vesicaria subsp. sativa (arugula)
Lineage: Eukaryota; Viridiplantae; Streptophyta; Magnoliopsida; Brassicales; Brassicaceae
Source: the annotation of a GenBank genome assembly
GGAAGAUACAUCUUCCACUUCCGUACUUCUACAUAAACAACCGUCUGGUUUUCUCCUCCUCUUUAUUCUUCUUCUCUGUAUCAAAGGUGUGUCUGCUCUUAGAGAGAGACCCAAAGGAAAGCAUUCAUCUUUUACCAGUUUGAUCCAUCAAAGUUUGGAUUUUUGAUUCUUCACAAGUGAAGAAACAGAGUAGAGAUCUUUUCCAUCUCUCUCUGUCAAAGAACUUAUGAGUAUGUCUUCUGUAUGGGCUUCUUCUCCGAAUCCAGACCCAAUGAACAGUUAUGGGUUAGUAAAGGUUCUAGAGUCCUCUAGAUUGCUUUCUCCUUGUCUGAUUCAGACAGUCAACAACAAUGGUAGGAGGAGUUCAUCUUCUUCUUCUUGUGUAAUGAGUUCCAGAAGAAGAAGAUUAAGUAGUGUUGUUGUUGUGUCUUCAAGCUUAGUAGCAAGUCCUGCAGCAGGAGAUAUAACACUCUCAUCUGAAGAGAAGGUUUACAAUGUUGUGUUGAGACAAGCAGCUUUGGUUAACAAACAGCUUAGAGACCUUGAUGAUGAUGUGAAGAAACCAGAGGCAGAUGUUAUUGUUCCUCCCGGGACUGGGAGUUUGAGUUUGUUGGGUGAUGCUUAUGAUCGAUGUGGUGAAGUUUGCGCUGAAUAUGCUAAAACGUUUUAUCUCGGAACUUUGCUUAUGACACCCGAGAGGCGAAAGGCCAUUUGGGCUAUCUAUGUUUGGUGUAGAAGAACUGAUGAACUCGUAGAUGGACCAAAUGCAUCACAUAUAACACCAAUGGCCUUAGAUAGAUGGGAAGCAAGGUUAGAAGAUCUUUUCCGUGGCCGUCCUUUCGAUAUGCUUGACGCUGCUCUAGCUGAUACUGUUGCUACAUACCCCGUCGAUAUUCAGCCAUUUAGAGACAUGAUAGAAGGAAUGAGAAUGGAUUUGAGGAAAUCAAGAUACAAAAGCUUUGAUGAUCUCUACCUUUACUGCUACUAUGUAGCUGGAACCGUUGGUUUGAUGAGUGUUCCUGUUAUGGGAAUCGAUCCUAAGUCCAAAGCAACGACGGAGAGUGUUUACAACGCUGCCUUGGCUCUCGGUAUAGCUAAUCAGCUUACCAACAUACUCAGAGACGUUGGUGAAGAUGCGAGAAGAGGAAGGGUUUAUUUGCCACAAGAUGAACUAGCUCAAGCUGGUCUCUCAGAUGAAGACAUAUUCGCUGGAAAAGUCACUGAUAAAUGGAGAAACUUCAUGAAAAUGCAGCUUAAGCGAGCAAGAAUGUUCUUUGAUGAAGCUGAGAAAGGUGUUACCGAGCUUGACGCAGCUAGUAGAUGGCCAGUAUGGGCAUCGCUCUUAUUGUACAGGAGGAUAUUGGACGAGAUUGAAGCAAAUGAUUACAAUAACUUUACAAAGAGAGCUUAUGUGGGUAAAGCCAAGAAAAUUGCAGCUCUGCCUUUAGCUUAUGCUAAAUCAAUACUAAAGACUUCAAGAUGAGUGAGAGAAGUAAGAUGAACAAACCUGAGAGGCCCUUUGUGCAAAAAGAAGAAACUUAGGAUCAAGUUUAUGAUAACUAAUAUUUAUUUACAUAUAAUGGGGGGAAAUAAAUUCUUCUGAUGUUUAAUUAUUUUCCUCCAUGUAAAAAAAAAAGGUAAAUUUCUUUUAUUUUAUUUCUCUAAUGGAGAAGUAGGGAUAUUUUGGUUGGUUGGUUAUGUAGUUUUGUGAUAUAUAAAAAGAAGUUAUUGAAUUCGAAAAACAGUAACAGAGUUUAUAUGAUAUGUGGCUUAAACUUUAAAAGUAAAUUGAUUUUAUUACUGAAAUGUAAAAAACUCUGACAAAUAGAUUAAAACAGAAAAUAUGAAACGCUUAUUUGGUUUGGACUCAAGGCUAAUUCAAAAACCAGCCAUCUUCAUAAGCUUUUUCCAAGCCGGUCUAGCGGUAAUCUCUUCCCACCACCGGUUCAUAUUCACUCGAGCCUUAACCAUCCGGUUUACAUCGGUACGCAUCAAGUACCCCAUGGCCGGCAUGUGCGUCAAAUCAGCCAUAGUGAAUUCAUCACCAGCCAAAAACCGGUUCGAACCAAGCCGGUUCUCGUAUAUGUCCAAGACCACCUCGAGCUUCACCUUCAGCUCCUCGACCAAAACGACGUCACAUGCUUCGCCUAACCUGGGCUUAAUGAGUAGGUUAAGCACAAUGGGGAAGGCCAGAACGUUAAAGUAAUGGGCCUCCACGUCGGCCCACUGGUCCACGAUGGCUCGAUGCUCUAGUGACUUGCCCAAAAGGUUCGUGCCUUGGUCCAAGUAUUUGGUCGCGUAGUAUCUCGCAAUGGCUCUGGAUUCUUCAAACACACGAUAAAUGAUUAGAAAACAAUUCUCAACAAAAAAACGUUAUAAAAUUAGAAUCGUUACCAAAAAGCUU